AUGCCUCCGCACAAAGCGGCAGGUUGUCCCAGCAAAGCCCUGGAGAGGAGGCGGAACCGGCGCGCGGCUUCUGGCCGGUUUUCAAGUGCACGGGGGGAGCAGGACUUCAGGCAGUCUGGACGACCCCACGCGCCCCCGCCUCCAUCGCUUGCGGAUGCACCUGCCCGGGUGGGGCGCAACGAGCCGGCGGCGAGGGCGAGGACCAGCCCCGCGCCCUUAGAGGCCUCCACCGGCCAAGAGAUGGUGGCUCUGCACACCCUUCAGCUGCAGCAGCAGGAGUGGGGCUCGGGGGACCGUCCGGGCGCCCCCGGGAAUCCGCAUGACCUAGACCACGUGCCCACCGCCCCAGCGUGUCGCUCAGGCCCAGGGCUGGCAGGGCCCAGGCGAGGGCGCGAAGAGGAGGGCGGGAGCCGGGGGAUCAGGAAUCUGGGGUCCAGGGAGCAGGCGAGCUCCCCCGAGGUGGAAGCUGUGCGAGGCGCCGAAGGGGGCGCGGAACUGCUGGGCUUCCCCGGGGGCCGCGAGCCCUGCACCCUGGCUGGCGACGCGCAGCCCGCUGGCCCUCGGAGCUGGUCAGAGUGGAGCAGACAGACGCUCCUGGGCCCCCUCCAGCAGGAGCGGUCCUUCCCAUCCGCCUGA
Messenger RNA from Odocoileus virginianus texanus, 636 nucleotides. The record is from RefSeq and is a predicted model, not a curated record. NCBI's taxonomy places the organism in Eukaryota, Metazoa, Chordata, Mammalia, Artiodactyla, Cervidae.